AGAGCCAUUUUCGUGAAGCGCAAUGGCAGAUGAGCGGAGCAUCCGACCGGCAGGAGAGGGCGUGAGGCGACUACAUGCUGGACUAGACCCACGAACAGGUGGUGUAUAUGUAGAUGAAGACUCAGACGACCUCUUCUCACGACAUGUGAGCUGUAAAUUUCUAUAUACAGGGUUCGCGUUGAUCGUUGGACACAGGAAAUCGAGCUUUUCAUGCUUCGUGGACAUGGACACGGAGAUGUGCAGAAUGAGGGAGAUGAUAUUGAGGGGCAUGAUGAAGAGGAUAUGUCAGCUCAAAAUGAUGUACGAAUGAGCAACGAGGAGGGGUUGACUGUCGUUAACUUCCAAGGAUGCCCACCAGAAGUCCUCUCACGUAUCAGAGUUGAAAUC
Guillardia theta CCMP2712 is the source of this 387-nucleotide messenger RNA. RefSeq lists its product as hypothetical. The record is from RefSeq and is a predicted model, not a curated record. NCBI's taxonomy places the organism in Eukaryota, Cryptophyceae, Pyrenomonadales, Geminigeraceae. Bases 23 to 310 code for a protein of 95 amino acids. The transcript has a single exon.